AUGUGGUCCAGUCUCCUCCUCUUGGGGGGUGUCUCUAUGAGCAUCGCCAACCCAAUCAUCCGACAAGAUGCCAACCCUGCCUACCGCAACAAGACUCUCUGCAUCGACAAGCGUGUCGAUGACUUGAUGUCUCGCAUGUCCCUCGAGGACAAGGCCGGCCAGAUGUUCCACGCCCGCACUGUCGUCGUCAACAACACCUUUGACGAGACCAUCAAGGGAUUUGUCACUGACAAGCGCAUCACCGCCUAUGUCCUGAGCGGUGGUGUCAAUGAUGUCCGUGGUGUAGCAAACUGGUACAAUGAGCUUCAAAAGCUUGCCCUCAGCACACCUCUUGGCAUCCCCAUUACUAUCUCUUCUGAUCCCCAGCACGGUUGGACAGAUUCGAAUGCUGUGAGUGUUGUCGCUCAAGGGUUCUCUCGAUGGACUGAACCUCUUGGUCUUGCUGCUCUGCGAUCACCUGAGCUAGUCCGUACUUUCCACGAGAUUGCUCGAGAGGAGUACACUGCUGUCGGUAUUCGACAGGCUCUGCAUCCUCAAGUUGAUUUGGCUACUGAACCUCGUUGGGGUCGUAUUACUGGUACCAUGGGUGAGGAUGCCAAUUUGACCAGCGCUUUGGUGGUUGAGGCCAUCAAGGGUCUUCAAGGUGACAAGAUUGGCCCGCACUCGGUCAUUGCCACAACAAAACAUUUUCCAGGUGGUGGCCCAAUGGAGAACGGCGAGGAUUCUCACUUCCCUUGGGGCAAGAACCAGACUUACCCUGGUGACAACCGGGAGUACCACUUGAUCCCCUUCAGGGCUGCCAUUGCUGCUGGCACUCGACAAAUGAUGCCUUACUACUCUCGUCCUAUGAACACUUCAUGGGAGGAGGUUGCUUUCGGCUUUAACAAGGGAGUCGUCACUGACCUUCUCAAGAAAGAGCUUGGCUACGAGGGCAUUGUCGUCACCGAUUGGGGUAUCGUCACCACCCGAUUCUGGGGUCUGGAGGAUGAGACCGAGCUUGAGCGUGCCCGUCGUGUUAUCGAGGCUGGAUGUGAUAUCUUUGGUGGUGAGACAAAGCCCGAGCUGAUCAUCGAGCUGGUUAAGAAGGGUCUUGUGCCAGAGUCUCGCAUCGACGAGUCUGUCCGCAAGUUGAUGAGGGAGAAGUUUGAACUUGGUCUCUUUGACAACCCAUUUGUCGAUGUUGAGAGGGCGACCCGCAUUGCUGGUAACGACUACUUCAGCCGUCUUGGAAACGAGACCCAGCGCCGUGCUUUCACUAUGCUUACCAACAAGGACAAUAUCCUGCCUCUCCCUCUUGCUGCUCUUGAUGCCAAGUUCUACAUCGAGGGUAUGGAGGCCGAGGCUCUUGAGCAGCGUAACCUCACUGUCGUCGACAAGCCUGAGGACGCUGACUACGCUUUCCUCCGUCUCGCUUCACCCUUCAAGCCCACCACCGCCCCUGGUCUCCCCGCCAUGAUCAACAACGGCAGCAUCGAGUUCAACGCCACGGAAAAGGCACGCCAAGCCAAGAUCUACGCGACGCUGCCCACCAUCGUCGACAUCAGACUGAACCGCCCAGCCGCCGUACCCGAAGUUGCCGAGAACGCUGCUGCUCUGUUUGGUAGCUACGGCAGCAGCCACGAUGCUUUCCUGGAUGUCAUUUUUGGCACUGAUGGUUGGGGUCCUGAGGGUCAAUUGCCUUUUGGCCUGCCUGCUUCCCAAGCGGCUGCUGAUGCGCAACUGGAGGAUGUGGCGUUUGACGGAGAGGUUUUGUUCAAGUAUGGACACGGAUUGCGGUAUAAGGAUGUUUGCGAGAGCUCCUAG
This is a messenger RNA of Fusarium pseudograminearum CS3096, 1803 nucleotides long. RefSeq lists its product as uncharacterized. NCBI's taxonomy places the organism in Eukaryota, Fungi, Ascomycota, Sordariomycetes, Hypocreales, Nectriaceae. The coding region runs from base 1 to 1803 and encodes 600 amino acids. Gene Ontology annotation, molecular function: beta-glucosidase activity. Gene Ontology annotation, biological process: glucan catabolic process. The transcript is spliced from 2 exons. The record is from RefSeq and is a predicted model, not a curated record.